ACAAGUAGCUGCGCUUCCGCUGGGAGAUCUUGUUCUGACCAACAAGACGAGCGAAAAGAACCUCCCUCAUCUCGUUGUCCCACACAACUGACUACAUCGCAGUAGCCCAAUUUUGAUCCAUUCCAAGCACUCAGAUAUACACAAACAUACUGAAACGCCAAAACAAACUGCGGCAAUGGCCACCGCGACCAUCACUGCUCCUCCUCCCGUAGACCCCGAGUAUCCCCAUUCGCUCACCAUAUCUCUCCCCCUCCCUUCUCAUCAUCUUGCUGAUACAAUUCAACGGGCUCUCAGCGUGGACCGGGAGAUAUCUUCAUUCGUCCAAAGAACUUACACCUCCACACCGGAUUCUCCAAUCCUGCAAAUCCACUACAAAGCGACGACCGCACGAAUGCUCCGAGUAGCCACGAAUGGCAUGUUUGAAAGCCUGGGAACCGUACUUAGGGUGUGCGAAGAGUUAGACGUGGACACUCUAGAGAAGGAAUUGGGAGAAUAGACAAUAACAAGUUUUUCUAUUCUGG
Messenger RNA from Tuber melanosporum (Perigord truffle), 521 nucleotides. RefSeq lists its product as uncharacterized. Lineage: Eukaryota; Fungi; Ascomycota; Pezizomycetes; Pezizales; Tuberaceae. The transcript has 2 exons. Gene Ontology annotation, cellular component: EKC/KEOPS complex. The record is from RefSeq and is a predicted model, not a curated record. Bases 176 to 496 code for a protein of 106 amino acids.